UCACUCAACUCGAAGACCAGCAGACCAGCCCAAGUACUCACAAGAAAACCCUCGCUGUCUCUACCUCCGUCACGUCGCGCGACCGCCGUUUUUGGCUACACACUCGCCCGUCGCCGGCGAAGAUGAUGCCGUCGGAGCUCCAGCCUCGGUCCUUCCGCCCGUAUAUCUCCUCCUCUGUCAGCGCGCCGACAUUCUCCUCCCACGACAACGGAUCGCCGCCCUACUCCCAUGCCCCUCACGGCUCUAGCCCUAGCUCCGGCGAUUUCUCCGGCGGGGGAUCCCGAUCGGCGAAAUCGUCGUCUCGUUUCGCUCCUUCCACCUUCUCUCACAACGCCCGCGUCGCCAUCGCCCUCGUCCCCUGCGCCGCCUUCCUCCUCGACCUCGGCGGCACGCCGGUGGUCGCCACCCUUACUCUCGGCCUGAUGGUCGCCUACAUCCUCGAUUCCCUCAGCUUCAAGUCUGGCUCCUUCUUCGGCGUCUGGUUCUCUCUCCUCGCAGCUCAGAUCGCCUUCUUCUUCAGCUCUUCGCUGAUCUCGACGUUCAAUUCGUUGCCUCUCGCGCUUCUCGCGGCCUUUCUCUGUGCGGAGACAAACUUUCUGAUUGGUGUGUGGGCGUCGCUUCAGUUCAAGUGGAUUCAAAUUGAGAAUCCUUCGAUUGUGCUCGCGCUCGAGCGGCUUAUCUUCACUUGCGUGCCAAUUGCAGCCUCGGCACUCUUCACUUGGGCGACGGUGUCCGCAGUUGGUAUGAACAAUGCUGCAUAUUAUCUAAUGACGUUCAAUUGCGUAUUCUAUUGGCUUUACUCGAUCCCUCGAGUAUCGUCUUUUAAAGCUAAACAGGAGUUGAAGUAUCAAGGUGGAGAGGUUCCAGAUGAUAAUUUGAUCCUCGGGCCGCUUGAGAGUUGCAUUCACACACUGAAUUUGCUCUUUUUCCCUUUUCUCUUUCACGUUGCAUCGCAUUACUCUGUGAUUCUCUCCUCAGCUGCUGCAAUUUGCGAUUUGUUUCUGCUUUUCUUUAUCCCUUUUUUGUUUCAACUGUAUGCGUCGACAAGGGGUGCACUUUGGUGGGUGACAAAGAAUACCCAUCAGCUGCAAAGUAUUCGCUUGGUGAAUGGUGCAAUAUCGUUGGUGGUGGUUGUGAUUUGUUUGGAAGUAAGAGUUGUUUUUCACUCUUUCGGGAAGUACAUUCAGGUUCCCCCGCCAUUAAAUUAUCUUCUUGUAACAACUACAAUGCUCGGAGGGGCUGCUGGUGCUGGUGCUGGUGCUCUCGGUAUGGUUUCUGAUGCUUUUAGCUCAGUGGCUUUCACUGCUUUGGCUGUAAUCGUCAGUGCUGCUGGUGCAAUAGUUGUGGGAUUUCCUAUAAUGUUUCUUCCAUUGCCAUCAAUCGCAGGCUUCUAUUUUGCUCGAUUUUUUACUAAGAAGAGCCUCCCGUCGUACUUUGCAUUUGUGGUUCUUGGAAGCUUAAUGGUUGCAUGGUUUAUUAUGCAUAAUUUCUGGGAUCUGAAUAUCUGGAUGGCCGGCAUGUCAUUGAAAUCCUUUUGUAAACUCAUUAUGGGAAGUGUUGUUCUGGCCUUGACAGUUCCUGGUUUGGCUCUUCUGCCAUCAAAACUGCAUUUUCUGAUUGAGGUUGGCUUAAUCAGUCAUGCCCUGCUUCUAUCCUACAUUGAGAAUCGGUUUUUCAGUUAUUCCAGCAUAUACUAUUAUGGGUUUGAGGAAGAUGUUAUGUACCCGAGCUAUAUGGUAAUAUUGACAACUUUUCUGGGUUUGGCUUUGGUGAGAAAACUGUCUGCAGAUCAUCGUAUUGGACCAAAGGCGGUUUGGGUAUUGACUUGCUUGUACUCUUCAAAGCUAGCCAUGCUGAUCAUUGCAUCAAAAUCUGUUGUCUGGACAUCAGCUGUCCUGCUGCUGGCAAUAUCUCCUCCUUUGCUUCUUUACAAGGAUAGGUUCAGAACUGCUCCAAAAAUGAAAGCCUGGCAAGGCUAUGCACAUGCUGGAGUAGUUGCUUUAUCAGUUUGGUUUUGCCGUGAAACAAUUUUUGAAGCCCUCCAAUGGUGGAGCGGAAAAGCUCCAUCUGAUGGUUUACUUUUGGGUUUCUGUAUUGCCUUGACAGGAUUGGCUUGUGUACCUAUCGUUGCUCUCCACUUCUCGCAUGUCAUGCCUACUAAGAGAUGCCUAGUCCUCAUUGUGGCUACUGGUCUGCUGUUUAUCUUGAUGCAGCCCCCAAUCCCUCUGUCGUUGACUUACCGAUCUGAAUUAAUUAGAGCUGCCCGUGAAUCUGCUGAUGACAUUUCAAUCUAUGGAUUCGUGGCACCGAAGCCCACAUGGCCAUCAUGGUUGCUUAUUGCAGCUAUUUUGCUCACUCUUGCUGCUGUAACAUCCAUCAUACCCAUUAAAUACAUUGUUGAGUUGAGAACGUUUUACUCAAUAGCCAUGGGAAUUGCUUUGGGCAUCUACAUAUCAGCAGAGUACUUCCUCCAAGCUGCUGUCUUGCAUGCCCUAAUUGUUGUAACUAUGGUUUGCACUUCUGUACUUGUGGUGUUCACCCAUUUUCCAUCUGCUUCGAGCACAAAGCUCUUACCAUGGGUGUUUGCGCUACUUGUUGCUCUCUUCCCAGUGACUUAUCUGUUGGAGGGCCAGAUGAGAAUUAAAAAUAUCCUUGGAGAUGGUGCUAUUGGUGAAAUGGAAGAGGAAGAGAAGAAAUUUACUACUUUAUUGGCUGUUGAAGGUGCAAGGACAUCUCUUCUUGGCCUGUAUGCAGCGAUCUUCAUGCUCAUAGCAUUGGAGAUAAAGUUUGAAUUGGCCUCAUUGAUGCGGGAAAAAGCUGUUGAAAGGGGUGGGAUCAGACAGUCUCGAUCUGGCCAAAGUAGCUCUGGUACUUUCCCUCCUAGAAUGAGGUCCAUGCAGCAUCGACUUGCAUCUAAUGCUCCGACCUUCACUGUCAAGAGAAUGGCUGCUGAGGGAGCUUGGAUGCCCUCGGUUGGGAAUGUUGCCACUGUGAUGUGCUUUGCCAUAUGCUUAAUCUUGAAUGUCAAUCUCACGGGUGGCUCAAACCGUGCCAUUUUCUUUCUGGCACCUAUUUUGCUUCUCCUCAACCAAGAUUCUGAUUUCAUCGCCGGAUUUGGGGACAAGCAAAGGUACUUCCCUGUCACAGUAGUUAUAUCAGGAUACUUGGGCUUGACUGCCUUGUACAACAUAUGGGAGGAUAUUCGGCAUGGGAACCCAGGUUGGGGGCUACACAUCGGUGGGCCAGAUUGGUUCUUUGCGGUGAAGAAUGUGGCACUUCUAAUUCUUACUGUUCCCAGCCACAUUCUUUUCAACCGGUUUAUUUGGAGUUACAGAAAGCAGAACGACACCAUGCCAUUACUUGCGGCCCCUCUUAAUCUGCCAUCUAUUUUGAUAAGUGACGUGCUUAAGAUUAAGAUAUUGGGUUUGUUAGGUAUAGUGUACUCCUUAGCCCAGUAUCUAAUUUCUAGACAGCAAUACAUAUCUGGUCUGAAGUAUAUUUAGGCUCAUACAUGUUUUUGUACCAUAUGAUUUGGCAAUUUUCAAAGGAGAUGUGAAAGGUCAAUUUCUUUCCACUUUUCUUCAUUGGGGGUUUUGAUGCCCCAUAAUUGCCAGAACAGUGUGAAUCCCUGAGUUAUGAUAGCUUUCCUUGUUACUCUUGAAA
Rhodamnia argentea is the source of this 3663-nucleotide messenger RNA. RefSeq lists its product as uncharacterized. The record is from RefSeq and is a predicted model, not a curated record. Lineage: Eukaryota; Viridiplantae; Streptophyta; Magnoliopsida; Myrtales; Myrtaceae. The transcript has 4 exons. Bases 123 to 3503 code for a protein of 1126 amino acids.